Molecule: messenger RNA, 1699 nt
Organism: Moneuplotes crassus
Lineage: Eukaryota; Ciliophora; Spirotrichea; Euplotida; Euplotidae
Source: the annotation of a GenBank genome assembly
UGGCAGGUUCUUGUAUGGCUCCUUCAUGUGUUCUCUCUCUACUGCUGAUACUCUAUUUUUACUCUAUUUUCUUGAGUCUUUUUAUCUUUUUGAAGUCGUUUAUAGUAGGAAAGUUAGCACACUGAAUUCCUAAUGCUAAUGGAGUAAUCAGGGGUGGAUGGAGAACUCUGAUAUUUUGGUAGCUGGAGGAGAUUAUGAAAAAUGUUGCCUUAAGAGAUUGAUUGUUACGAUUAAAAGAGUCUUUAGGUAUUCAUAUUUACUAUUUUAUGGAUUUUUGUGUUUAGAAAUGUGUCCCAGUUAUAUCCGUUUGUUAGAGACUUUGAAAUAUUGACAUAAACAAUCUUUUUGCAUUGAUCUAGAGAUGAAAAGGCACUAAAUUUUGAAACAUUUUUGAAUGUUACACUAAAAUUCUGCUAUCUCCUUGCUUUUGAUAUUGAGAACACUAUAAAUGAUGAACUCUCGCAUUAAAUUAAGGGAAGAGCUAAUAAAUGAAAGCUCUGAUACAUUCAAAAAUGCUAAUUUUGAAUGAAAACUCUAUCAAGGACUAUGUAUAGAGCUUAUCUGUAAAACUCUAUUAAUUUCUCUUAAAAACCCUGUUAAAACUACGACUUAAGUAAAAAGGAGGCUUUAAAUCAAGCCAAUCCUUGCUCAAAUUGGCUUAGAAUAUCAAUUUAUCAGUAAUCUUUUAGUAUGUUUGUACAAGACCCAAGCAGAGUUCGGCCUCUAGAUCUGAUAUCAGAUUUUAAGCAGAGAUGGGAGAAUCUAAAAUAAAUAAUUUAUCUUGGGAAUUUUAUUAUUCCCUUACUAAUGUUAUGGCUUUCAAAAAUUGGGUAAUGAAAAGUUUGAAAAAUUAACUGUAUUUUAGCCUCUGGUGAAGCAAGCUCUUGGUGAAUCGCUUUAUCAAGAGAAUUUAUGAGAUUUAAGCUUCUAAAAUACUUUCCCUGUGAUGUUUAUAAGCUAGUUCUUUUAGUAGCAGCGAAGAAAAAUGUCGGCCUAUUGGAAUUUUGUUGCAAUAGACGGAAGAUUUACUUUGAUUUAUUGUAUAAUAACACUUGUAGCCGAAAAAGAAAGAAAUUGUCUGCUAAAUGAACAUAUUGAUGUUUUCUUCCUUAUAACCACAACACCUACUGUGUUAACAUGAUUAGAUAAAGUCUGAAUCAAAGUAUGAAAUGUUCAAAUGGGGAAAGUCUCUAAUUAUUGCCUAUUUCUAGCAGAUUUUACCUAAUUUUGCUAAAAAGCUGACCACAACUGUUUGGGGCUUCUUGAGAUCGAUAAACAAGGAUGAAUGAUCAAUGUAAAUUCUUUAAGAACAUGUUGGAGGUGCAGACUUGGCUGUUCAGAACCCUCCAAAUCUUACUGAGAAGAUGGAGAAAAAUUGUUCAGUACAUAAUCUUCAGUUGUAACAACUCUUUAAGACUUUUUAACAUGUUGAGAGCUUUGGAAUUGCAAAUUUUGAAGUUUAUCUCAGACUGGCUUAUUCUCUUUAACUUUGAAUACUUCCAAUUUUUCGAAUUUACUCCCACAAAAAGGAGUUAAUAAACUAAGAACAACCAAAUUGAGUUGCAACCAAAAUUUAUUAAAAAUGUACAUACUCUUCCUUAAGAAGUUUGUACUAAAUUUUAGUGUGAGCAAGGUCUAAAAGAGCCUCUUAAGAAGGAUUCUGUAAUUAUCACAAACAAAUUUGCUAUCAAAAUAAGUU